AUUCUGUAUUGGAAAAAUGUCUUAAUAUUUUCGUAGCCAUUGACUUUACUUAUAUGUGUAUCAGAAGCUAUAUUGUUUGUUAUAUGUGACACGUAGUGAACGUAGGCUACGAAUAUGGAUUGAUGAGCGAAUGGAAGAUUUUAUAAAAAAUACAAAGAAGCUGCGCUUUCGAUGAAUUGUGAUUAAUUUGAUCAGUUGUUGGGCGAAAUUGUUUUGGUGAAGAUUGUUAUUGGAAAAUAUUUUCCGCAACCAGGAAAAUAUGAUCACUUUGAAUGCCGUUCUAUCCGCGUCGACUGUGACCACAACAUUUCUGCAAUUCAUGUCAGGAGCGUUGGUGUGCCGAAAAUUUGUACAAAACAAGAGCACGGGGGAUUCGUCUGCGUUUCCAUUUAUCUGCGGUUUCCUAUCAUGCAGUUUAUGGCUGAAAUAUGGCACAUUGGCAAAUGAAAUGACCGUCGUUUUGGUCAAUGCAGUUGGAGCCACAUUGUUUUUUAGCUAUUUUAUUGUGUUUUGGAUGUUUACGGUUAACACCGGUGCAAUUUAUCGUCAAUUUUUUGGCGCAAUUCUUGUGCUCGGCCUUGUACUUUCCUAUACCAAUUACUAUCAAGAGAAUCGAAAUGAAGCGAUCGAAGUUGUUGGUUACGUAUGUUGUACAAUAACAGUGUUAUUCUUUGCAGCCCCUUGUUGUAUGUUAGUAGAUGUAUUUCGAACAAGGUCUACCGAAAUGCUGCCUAUCCCGCUAAUUUUGAUGUCAUUCAUCGGGUCAGUCCAAUGGCUUGCCUUCGGCAUCAUUGCAAAUGACAUAUUCCUUCAAAUUCCAAAUCUUCUUGGUGCCUUAUUAUCCGGCACACAAUUAUCUUUGGUUUGCAUUUAUCCAAAUAAACCAAGAAUAUCAAGUACAUCAACCUCAAGCACUGAUAUUCCAUAUGCAAUUUUUUAAGCCUUUAAGUAAAUUAGCUAAAAAUGAAAUAAAAACAUAUUUCGUUGUACGUUACGUUACAAACGACCUUAGCACGCAAUACAUUCAA
Messenger RNA from Contarinia nasturtii (swede midge), 1028 nucleotides. RefSeq names its product sugar transporter SWEET1 (gene slv). The transcript is spliced from 5 exons. Gene Ontology annotation, molecular function: sugar transmembrane transporter activity. The record is from RefSeq and is a predicted model, not a curated record. Gene Ontology annotation, biological process: carbohydrate transport. Bases 260 to 940 code for a protein of 226 amino acids. Gene Ontology annotation, cellular component: membrane. Lineage: Eukaryota; Metazoa; Arthropoda; Insecta; Diptera; Cecidomyiidae.